This is a messenger RNA of Megalobrama amblycephala (Wuchang bream), 736 nucleotides long. It is a transcript of the gene s100a10b, whose product is annotated as S100 calcium binding protein A10b. Gene Ontology annotation, cellular component: cytoplasm. Lineage: Eukaryota; Metazoa; Chordata; Actinopteri; Cypriniformes; Xenocyprididae. Gene Ontology annotation, molecular function: calcium ion binding. The record is from RefSeq and is a predicted model, not a curated record. Bases 163 to 471 code for a protein of 102 amino acids. The transcript has 3 exons.
UUAGGCUAAAGUUCCUUGCCACAGACUCACCCGCAGCCUCACAGUCAUCACUCGGGCGGAGCCCCGCUAUAAAUUCCUGCCCUGCUUCUUGACCAGCUCUCGCACUGGACAUUUAGUACAUUCUUUCAUCUUCAGGUGACCCUCUGCCUUUAUCAUCUCACAAUGCCGUCUGAUCUGGAGAAAGCAAUGGAGACUUUGAUCAUGGUGUUUCACCGUUAUGCUGACAAAGAGGGUAGCGAUGUAUCCCUGAAUCGCAAAGAGCUCAAACAGCUGAUGGAGACAGAGCUGUCUAGCUUUCUGAAGUCUCAGAAGGACCCUGCUGCUAUAGACAGGAUUAUGAAGGAUCUGGACUCUAAUGGAGAUGGAGAGGUGAAUUUUGAAGAGUUUGUGUCUCUUGUGGUGGGCCUGUCCAUUGCCUGUGAACAGCUCUACCAGAAGCAUAAGCAGUCAAUGGGUGUCAAAAAACAUUAAAUAGCCAAACAUGAUGGGAAAAAGGAAUGUCUGUUUUUCUGUUUCGUCAUUUUAUUGUUUUACACUUUCUGCCACAUGCCUGGAUUUGAAUUUGUUACUACUGUUACAUUGUAUGUAUGUUUUGCAAAAGAGGAUGUUUUGUCAUUUUUGUCCAGUGAUGUUCAAAUUUACUUUUAGUUUUUAUAAGUAUUUGCAUUAGACAAAAGAUAUCGUUCUCAGAAGUCCUGUAAGUUUCACCAUGGAAAUAAACACUCAGUGAUUUUCA